Onychostruthus taczanowskii (white-rumped snowfinch) is the source of this 4721-nucleotide messenger RNA. RefSeq names its product collagen type II alpha 1 chain (gene COL2A1). The transcript has 53 exons. The record is from RefSeq and is a predicted model, not a curated record. The coding region runs from base 1 to 4272 and encodes 1423 amino acids. Lineage: Eukaryota; Metazoa; Chordata; Aves; Passeriformes; Passeridae. Gene Ontology annotation, molecular function: protein binding; extracellular matrix structural constituent.
AUGGAGGGGACAGAGCGGGAAUACAGAGGGGACGGGCACCGCUACAGCGACAAGGACGUGUGGAAGCCGGAGCCGUGCCGGAUCUGCGUGUGCGACACGGGGACGGUGCUGUGCGACGAGAUCAUGUGCGAGGAGCUGCGGGACUGCCCCAGCCCCGAGAUCCCCUUCGGAGAGUGCUGCCCCAUUUGCCCCAGCGAGCAGCCCAGCGGUUGGAAGCCUGGCCCCAAGGGACAGAAAGGUGAACCCGGUGACAUCAAAGAUGUCGUAGGACCCCGAGGACCCCCGGGCCCGCAGGGCCCCGCAGGUGAGCAGGGACAGCGAGGGGACCGCGGCGAGAAGGGCGAGAAGAACUUCGCGGCUCAGAUGGCUGGGGGCUUCGACGAGAAGGCUGGAGGGGCUCAGAUGGGCGUCAUGCAGGGACCCAUGGGCCCCAUGGGACCCCGCGGCCCCCCCGGCCCCUCCGGCUCCCCCGGUCCCCAAGGAUUCCAAGGCAACCCCGGUGAGCCCGGCGAGCCAGGCGCUGCUGGUCCGAUGGGUCCCCGGGGACCUCCGGGACCUCCUGGCAAACCCGGCGACGAUGGCGAGACCGGCAAACCCGGGAAAUCCGGCGAGCGCGGCCCCCCCGGCCCCCAGGGCGCUCGUGGCUUCCCCGGGACCCCCGGCCUGCCUGGAGUCAAAGGCCACCGGGGCUACCCCGGCCUGGACGGCGCCAAGGGAGAGGCGGGAGCACCUGGAGCCAAGGGCGAGUCCGGCUCCCCGGGCGAGAACGGCUCCCCCGGCCCCAUGGGUCCCCGCGGGCUGCCCGGAGAGCGAGGACGCCCCGGCCCCUCGGGCGCUGCGGGCGCUCGUGGCAACGAUGGCCUCCCGGGUCCGGCCGGACCCCCCGGUCCCGUCGGGCCCGCAGGAGCCCCCGGCUUCCCCGGCGCCCCCGGCUCCAAGGGUGAAGCGGGUCCCACCGGAGCGCGAGGACCCGAGGGUGCCCAGGGACCCCGCGGGGAAUCCGGGACCCCCGGCUCGCCCGGCCCCGCCGGCGCCCCCGGGAACCCAGGGACCGACGGCAUCCCCGGAGCGAAGGGAUCGGCGGGCGCUCCAGGCAUCGCCGGCGCUCCAGGAUUCCCCGGCCCCCGCGGCCCACCCGGACCCCAGGGAGCCACCGGCCCGCUGGGCCCCAAGGGACAGACGGGCGAGCCCGGCAUCGCGGGAUUCAAAGGCGAGCAGGGACCCAAGGGAGAGACGGGCCCCGCAGGACCCCAGGGUGCCCCCGGACCGGCCGGGGAGGAAGGGAAGAGAGGAGCCCGCGGAGAACCCGGAGCUGCCGGACCUUUGGGGCCACCUGGAGAGAGGGGAGCUCCCGGCAACCGCGGAUUCCCCGGGCAGGACGGGCUGGCCGGCCCCAAGGGGGCCCCGGGCGAGCGCGGCCCCGCCGGCCUGGCCGGCCCCAAAGGAGCCACCGGCGACCCCGGACGCCCCGGAGAGCCCGGCCUGCCUGGAGCCAGGGGUCUCACAGGUCGCCCCGGGGACGCUGGGCCCCAAGGCAAAGUCGGCCCCACAGGUGCCCCUGGCGAGGACGGACGUCCCGGACCCCCCGGCCCCCAGGGGGCUCGGGGCCAGCCUGGCGUGAUGGGGUUCCCUGGUCCCAAAGGUGCCAAUGGUGAGCCUGGAAAAGCUGGUGAAAAAGGACUUCCUGGAGCACCGGGGCUGAGGGGACUUCCUGGCAAGGACGGAGAGACCGGAGCCGCCGGACCCCCAGGACCUGCUGGCCCGGCAGGGGAGAGGGGAGAGCAAGGAGCCCCCGGCCCCUCCGGCUUCCAGGGACUGCCAGGGCCACCAGGUCCCCCCGGUGAGAGCGGCAAGCCCGGAGAUCAGGGCGUUCCUGGAGAAGCCGGAGCCCCCGGGCUUGUGGGUCCCAGGGGCGAGCGCGGCUUCCCCGGCGAGCGCGGCUCUCCCGGCGCCCAGGGCCUGCAGGGCCCCCGCGGCCUCCCCGGCACCCCCGGCACCGACGGACCCAAGGGUGCCACCGGCCCCGCCGGCCCUAACGGCGCCCAGGGACCCCCGGGGCUGCAGGGGAUGCCCGGGGAGAGAGGAGCCGCUGGCAUCGCCGGUCCCAAGGGGGACAGGGGAGACGUUGGAGAGAAGGGACCCGAGGGAGCGCCCGGAAAGGACGGAGCUCGAGGUCUGACGGGUCCCAUCGGCCCCCCUGGCCCCGCGGACCCCAACGGCGAGAAGGGCGAGUCCGGCCCCCCCGGCCCGUCCGGAGCCGCCGGUGCCCGCGGUGCCCCCGGAGAGCGCGGAGAGCCCGGAGCCCCCGGCCCUGCCGGAUUCGCCGGACCCCCGGGCGCCGAUGGCCAGCCCGGAGCCAAGGGCGAGCAGGGGGAGCCCGGCCAGAAGGGUGACGCCGGAGCCCCCGGGCCUCAGGGUCCUUCCGGGGCUCCUGGACCACAGGGUCCCACAGGUGUCACCGGUCCCAAAGGAGCCCGGGGUGCCCAGGGACCCCCGGUGAGUGGGGGGGAGGGGAUGGGGCUGGGAUCACUGGGGGAACUGGGUAACCCUGGCCCACCCGGACCCCCCGGCUCCGCGGGCAAGGACGGCCCCAAGGGCGCCCGGGGCGACGCGGGACCCCCGGGCCGAGCGGGGGACCCGGGGCUGCAGGGCCCCGCCGGCCCCCCCGGAGAGAAGGGCGAGCCCGGCGAGGACGGCCCAGCGGGUCCGGACGGUCCCCCCGGUCCCCAGGGGCUGGCAGGACAGCGCGGCAUCGUGGGGCUGCCGGGGCAGCGCGGCGAGCGCGGCUUCCCAGGGCUGCCCGGACCCUCGGGAGAGCCUGGAAAACAGGGAGCACCUGGAUCUGCCGGCGACCGGGGACCCCCCGGGCCCGUGGGACCCCCCGGGCUGACGGGGCCAGCUGGAGAGCCUGGCAGGGAGGGAAGUCCCGGCUCUGAUGGACCCCCGGGCAGGGAUGGGGCAGCAGGAGUGAAGGGUGAUCGUGGCGAGACCGGCCCCGUGGGUGCUCCCGGUGCUCCCGGCGCUCCCGGCGCUCCGGGCCCCGUGGGACCCACUGGAAAACAGGGAGACAGGGGAGAGACGGGUGCUCAGGGUCCCAUGGGUCCCUCCGGCCCCGCCGGCGCCCGGGGAAUGCCGGGUCCCCAGGGGCCGCGCGGUGACAAAGGCGAGGCGGGCGAGGCUGGAGAGCGCGGCCUGAAGGGGCACCGGGGCUUCACCGGGCUCCAGGGGCUGCCCGGGCCCCCCGGUCCUUCUGGAGACCAGGGUGCUGCCGGGCCCGCGGGUCCCUCCGGGCCCAGGGGUCCCCCUGGCCCCGUGGGCCCUUCAGGCAAGGACGGCUCCAAUGGAAUGCCCGGGCCCAUCGGCCCCCCUGGACCCCGCGGGAGGAGUGGCGAGCCCGGCCCGGCGGGCCCCCCCGGCAACCCCGGCCCACCCGGCCCCCCCGGGCCCCCCGGCACCGGCAUCGACAUGUCGGCGUUCGCGGGGCUGGGGCAGCCCGAGAAGGGCCCCGACCCCGGGCGCUACAUGCGGGCAGACGAGGCGGCGCCGGGGCUGCGGCCGCACGACGCCGAGGUGGACGCCACCCUCAAGGCCCUCAACAACCAGAUCGAGAGCAUCCGCAGCCCCGAGGGCUCCCGCAAGAACCCAGCCAGGACCUGCCGAGACAUCAAACUCUGCCACCCCGACUGGAAGAGCGGCGAUUACUGGAUCGCCCCCAACCAGGGCUGCACCCUGGAUGCCAUCAAGGUCUUCUGCAACAUGGCCACGGGGGAGACGUGCGUGUACCCCAGCCCCGGCAGCAUCCCCAGGAAGAACUGGUGGAGCAGCAAGGCCAAGGAGAAGAAGCACGUCUGGUUCGCCGAGACCAUCAACGGCGGCUUCCACUUCAGCUACGGCGCUGAGGAGCUGGCGCCCAACACGGCCAACAUCCAGAUGACCUUCCUGAGGCUGCUGUCCACCGAGGGCUCCCAGAAUGUCACCUACCACUGCCGCAACAGCGUGGCCUACCUGGACGAGGAGUCGGGCAGCCUGAGGAAGGCUCUGCUCAUCCAGGGCUCCAACGACGUGGAGAUCCGCGCCGAGGGCAACAGCAGGUUCACCUACAGCGUGCUGGAGGACGGCUGCACGAAACACACCGGGAAGUGGGGCAGGACUGUCAUCGAGUACCGCUCGCAGAAGACCUCGCGCCUGCCCAUCGUGGACAUUGCACCUAUGGACAUUGGGGGACCCGAGCAGGAGUUUGGGGUCGACCUCGGCCCCGUCUGCUUCUUGUAAAAAAAAAAGGAUUUUUUUGGUGUGGUUGUUUGUUUUUGGUUGUCGUGGUUUUUGUUUGUUGGUUUGGUUUUUGUUUUGUUUUGUUUUUUUUUAAAAAGCCCAGCCCGAUUCCUUUAAAAAAGAGAAAAAAAAAAAAACCACAAAAAACGGGAUCCAUCCCAAAAAGGAGCUGAGAAGUUCUGCACUGAAAGGGCUCACCCCGAAUCAGGGAGCAACCACCUCAUCCCAACACCAGAAUCAAAGGAAAAACCCGUUAAUAUUUAUUUAUUCUCUUCCUGGAAGACCUGUUUUUGAGGUCACGUGGAGGUGGGAAUGUCAGUGAUCCCUUUUUCCCUGAAAAAAUUGGGAUCUCACCAAUCCAGGUAUCAAAAAUCCCCUCCUCACCCCAAAUUUUCCCCUUUCCCCCCAGCAGGAGUGUUCAUGUAUAAUAUGAGUUUAAAAACACACAA